Messenger RNA from Salmo salar (Atlantic salmon), 7931 nucleotides. Lineage: Eukaryota; Metazoa; Chordata; Actinopteri; Salmoniformes; Salmonidae. The record is from RefSeq and is a predicted model, not a curated record.
UUAUACAACCUCAAAAUGCUGGGCAGUGAUACUCGGAAUUGGUUUGUGAAGAAGCAGAUGAGCGGCCGGAGACCAUCUGGCAAAAAUAAGAAAACGUGGGCUGCCAAAAUCCUGAGACACCAUAGGGAGCGGUUACUGAAGGAGCUGGAUGUCAACAAGGUGCUGCCAUACCUUGUGUAUGGCAGGGUGUUCUCUCUGGUGGAAUGCAAGGAAAUCCUGGGUUAUGACACCAAUAAGAAAAGGGCAGAGAUAUUUCUGGACAAGUUGUCUUUGAAGGGCCCUGGGGCCUUCUGUGCUUUCUGCUCUGUUCUGGAAGAGGCGUAUCCACACUUGCUAACCUGUUUUCUACUGGAUAUUGAAGAUCAGCCUGCGUUGAGGAGCUGUCGAAACCAGGAGGGCAGAGUCAUGGCUCCUCACAACCAGGGUGUGUUUCUAUCUCGGGAGCGUACAGUGAUGCACCCUCUAUUCAUCUAUAACGACCCUCUCUUCAACACCAGGGUGACUCCCACAGAUGGAUUGUCAGGGAUAGGUGCCACAGGGAUAGGCACCGCUGCUUCGUCCGCUGCCAUUACGGAAGCUCAGGAUUCAGCAGAAGCAGCUGCAGAAGAUGCUGCAGCUGCUCGUGCCGCUGCUCGUGCCGCUGCUCGUGCAGGUGCUAUGUGUGGUUCUGGUGCUAUAGGAGGAUGCAGUGUAAUGUUUGCCACCUCCACACUCUCGCUGCCCAUGACCCAGGGCAAGCCCUCCCUCCGCAGGAUCAAGGGCCGCAUUCACCGCAGCAAGAGCCUGGACAGCAUAGACCUGCUCGACUCCAAUAGCGCAGCGAUGGAGGAAACCGUAAUAUGGGAACAGCACACAGUGACCCUUCACAGGGCCCCAGGGUUUGGGUUCGGCAUAGCCAUCUCAGGGGGCCGGGACAACCCUCACUUCCAGAGUGGUGAGACUUCCAUUGUCAUCUCCGACGUCCUGAAGGGAGGCCCAGCAGAAGGACUCUUAUCGGAAAAUGACCGUGUGGUAAUGGUCAACGCGGUGUCCAUGGACAACGUAGAGCAUGCGUACGCAGUGCAGCAGCUUCGGAAGAGUGGAAAGAAUGCAAAAAUAACGAUCCGAAGAAAACGGAGGGUUCAGAUCCCAGUGUCUCGCCCGGGGGACAGGGAGACUAUGUCCGAGCACGAGGAAGAGGACACGGAUGAAGACGAUGGUUACGAGCAGCACAGCGGCCGCAGCGGGCCCACCAGCGCCUACGGAGCGGCAAGCGGCGGCACGGCCAGCAGGCGGACGAACGACCGCGAGCGUGAACGCAGCAACAGCAGCCGGCGGGAACACAGUGCCUCGCGAGAGAGGAGCAUCUCGCCCCGCUCCGGCCGAUCCCAAGGGUCCUCUACACCGUCCCGCCCCGCCAAAGUCACCCUUGUCAAGUCCCGCAAGAAUGAAGUAGAGUAUGGUCUGCGUUUGGCCAGCCACAUCUUUGUGAAGGACAUCUCCCCAGAGAGCCUGGCAGCACGGGACGGAAACAUCCAGGAGGGAGACGUGGUGCUGAAGAUUAACGGCACAGUGACAGAGAACCUGUCGCUAAUAGAUGCUAAGAAGCUGAUCGAGAGGUCAAAGGGCAAGUUAAAGAUGGUGGUGCAGAGAGACGACAGAGCCACGUUGCUCAACAUCCCCGAUAUGGACGACAGCAUUCCCUCCGGCAACAACUCCGACCGAGACGACAUUUCAGAAAUUCAUUCACUGACAUCAGACCAUUCCGCUCGAUCCCAUGAUCGAGCACGGGGCAGUCGAUCCCGCUCCCCUACCCGGUCUGAGCCCUCGGACCCCUCCCGACACUCACCACGGCAGAUUAGCAACGGCAGUUGGAGGCUAAAGAACGCAGGGACAUUCUUACACAGAAUACUCCCACUCCACAGAAGUCGAGAUGAGGAGAGGAUUUCCAAGCCCGGGGUGAUGUCGACUCCUGUUAAAGGUUCCCAGGAGGCCCUAAUCCAGGCCAUCAGUGACCAGCCACUGGCCAGAGAGGACAAACUGCCCCCGCUGCCAGAACCAAAGCCAGUGUAUGCCCAGCCUGGCCAGCCUGAUGUGGACCUUCCAGUCAGCCCCUCUGAUGCCCCAGUGCCCAGCGCUGGUCAUGAUGACAGCAUCCUCAGGCCGAGUAUGAAGCUGGUGAAGUUUAAGAAGGGGGAGAGUGUCGGCCUGAGGCUGGCCGGAGGGAACGACGUGGGCAUCUUUGUAGCCGGAGUCCUGGAGGACAGCCCAGCUGCCAAGGAAGGUCUGGAGGAAGGAGACCAGAUUCUCAGGGUAAACAACGUAGACUUUGCUAACAUCAUCCGAGAAGAGGCUGUGCUGUUCCUCCUAGACCUUCCCAGGGGUGAAGAGGUCACCAUUCUGGCCCAGAAGAAGAAGGAUGUUUACCGUCGGAUAGUGGAGUCAGAUGUGGGCGACUCGUUCUACAUCCGGACCCACUUUGAGUAUGAGAAGGAGUCUCCGUACGGCCUGAGCUUCAACAAGGGAGAGGUGUUCCGUGUAGUGGACACCCUCUACAACGGCAAGCUGGGCUCCUGGCUCGCCAUACGCAUUGGCAAGAACCACCAGGAGGUGGAGAGAGGCAUCAUCCCCAACAAGAACAGGGCAGAGCAGUUGUCCAGUGUGCAGUACACCCUCCCCAAAACGCCAGGGGGCGACAGGGCUGACUUCUGGAGGUUCCGUGGUCUGCGGACCUCCAAGAGGAACCUGAGGAAGAGCAGAGAGGACCUGUCUGCCCAGCCGGUCCAGACCAAGUUCCCUGCCUAUGAGAGGGUGGUGCUGAGAGAGGCUGGGUUCCUGAGGCCUGUGGUGAUCUUUGGGUCCAUCGCAGACGUGGCAAGAGAGAAGCUGGCCAGAGAGGAGCCUGACCUGUUUGAGCUUGCCAAAACACAGCAACAUGAAGGAGUGGAAAAGAGUGAGCCCAAAGACGCAGGAAAAGACCAGCGCAGCUCCGGGAUCAUUCGCCUCCACACCAUUAAACAGAUCAUUGACCGGGACCGGCAUGCUGUGCUGGACAUCACCCCCAACGCUGUGGACCGUCUGAACUACGCCCAGUGGUACCCCAUCGUGGUGUUCCUCAACCCGGACAGCAAGCAGGGCGUCAAGACCAUGAGAACCAGGCUGUGCCCCGAGUCCAGGAAGUCAGCCAGGAAACUCUACGAGAGAGCCCUCAAACUGAGGAAGAACAACCACCACCUCUUCACCACCACCAUUAACAUGAAUAAUAUGAAUGACGGGUGGUACGGUGCCCUGAAGGAGACCAUUCAACAGCAGCAGAACCAGCUGGUGUGGGUUUCAGAGGGAAAGGCGGACGGUGCUCCAGAUGAUGACCUGGAUCUGCAUGAUGACCGUCUGUCGUACCUGUCGGCUCCGGGCAGUGAGUACUCCAUGUACAGCACGGACAGCCGCCACACCUCCGACUACGAGGACACGGACACAGAGGGCGGGGCCUACACCGACCAGGAACUAGACGAGACGCUGAACGACGAGGUGGGCCUACCCACUGAGCCCGCCAUCACCCGCUCCUCGGAGCCCGUCCGAGAGGACCCGCCAGUAAUCCAGGAGCCCCUGGGGUACGGCGGGUACCAGCACACAGUGCAGCCCGACCCCCUGAACCGGAUCAACCCAGCCGGAUUCAAGGCACCAGCGGCCCAGCAGAAUGAGAAAGCAGAGGCUGUUCCGGCCACCAUGCCUAUCCUCCCCCAGCAGCCUGAGCAGCCUGUGUUACUGGCUGAGACAGAGGCAGCGCCCCCUGCUGUCGACAACACUGUAAAUGGUGUAGCUGGUUUGAGCCAUGGUUUAAGCCUUGGCCCUAUCGCUGCUCCCCAGAGCGAACCCAGCCCAGGCCCCGGCCCCGAGGCUGACUGGCUUAGGAUGCCCACCCCUGAUCUAGCUCAGCCCCUGGCCCCGGCCCCAACGCUAGAACCCGAACCCCUACAAUCCGGACCGCCCAGUUCAGAACCACAGAUGUACAAGAAAGAUCCCUACCUGGAGGAACCAGUCAGAGUGAACCAUGGUGGUGUAAAGCCGUCUCCGGCGACGGGGCCGCCCAUGACCUACGAGUCCCAGCCUCCAUACCAGGACCAACACCCAUACAGAGAUUACGAUCACCCGCCUAACCGCUACGACGGGGGUGGCUACCUGGAACCAAAGUAUCGUAACUUCGACUCUCAACUGCACCACGAGAAAAGCGUGCCUCACUACGAUGACCAGUGGCCUCCCUACAACCAGCAGACCUCUGGCCCACCACCCCACCAGCAACAGCAAGCCCCUGGGCAUGGCUACGACCCCCGGCUGUCCUACGAAGACGGACCCGAGCGAGACUACAGCCCUCCUCAACCGCGCUACGAUGAGGCCCCACUGGGCUACAACGGACGACCUCGCUACGGAAAACCUGCAGGACCAGGACCCAUCCGCUACGAUGAGUCUCCUCCAUCCGGCCCAGGGGGCUACGCUCCUCUACGUUACGACCAGGAGCCUCACCCGUAUCCCCCUGCAACACGCUCUCCAGAGCCCCCUAAACAGUACUACCAGGGGGAGCCUGCCCAGCGGACAGGACCUGGGCCUGCCUACAACCAGGCACCACCUCAGCACCGAGGCUACAAGCCCCCGCCCCAACAGUAUGAACCCAUCAUGAACUUUGACGCCCCCGUGCCCACACCCAAACCACAACCAGAGGCUCUCCGUCCCUCACCUGGGGAGGUGCUGCUCACUACAGCCCCCAAUCUCCCUCCCCCUCCCCCCAGAGUUGAGCCGGAGGACGACCCGGCCAUAAGGGCCCAGUCGGUGUUGUCCAGGGUCAAGAUGUUUGAGAACAAGCGCUCAGUGUCUGUGGACCGAGCCAAGGAGGCAGUGGACGCCUUCGGGCUCAGGUCAGCAGAUCUGCCCACCAAACCAGGUGCGUCCAUUCCUAAAGCCAACUCUCUCAGCAAUCUGGACCAGGAGAAAUCGUUCAGAGUCCCUGAGCCUCAGAAGCCCCGGGAGGUGUCCGAUGAUGACAUAGUGCGCUCUAACCACUAUGACCCAGAUGAAGAUGAGGAGUACUACAGGAAACAGCUGUCCUACUUUGACCGGCGCAGCUUGGACACAGGCAAGGCACCUCCUCAGACAACACCUGUCAUCGCAACCAAACCUGCUGCUCAACCACAAGCACAUCCUGGAUACAACUACCCCAGGGCAGAGUCAGUGGAGAAGGUCAGUCCUGUGGAGAGGAGAUAUGAACCCGUUCCCCAGGUUACCCCCACUGCCCCACCUGCCAUACUACCCAAACCCACCUCACCUGAGGAUCCUCAUGACUUUCCUAAAGCAGACACAGUCAUGACCAACUACCUGCCCCAGAAGAGUUACCCUGAGAAGUCUCCAGUGAACGGUACGGCAAUGAAGGAUCAGCCCAAGGCCCCGGCCAAUACCAGCUACAACCGCUACGUCCCCAAGCCCUACACCAACUCCGCCAAGCCCUUCGAGAGGAAGUUUGACAGCCCCAAGUUCAACCACAACCUGCUGCCCAACAACAAAACAGACCUGGCCCCAGCCAUCAAGGCCCCAGCCAACAGCACAGCCCCAGCCAAGCCCCAGAUCUCCCCCCAGCUUACAGACCUGGACUCUGGCAUGGACACCUUCACGCGCACCAUGGACAACAGGUCCAAGUACCAGCACAACAACAUCAACGCUGUGCCCAAGGCCAUCCCUGUCAGCCCCAGUGCUCUGGAGGAUGAUGAUGAGGAUGAAGGUCACACGGUGGUGGCCACAGCCCGUGGGGUCUUCAACUGUAAUGGAGGGGUGCUGAGCUCCAUCGAGACAGGUGUCAGCAUCAUCAUUCCACAGGGAGCCAUCCCCGAGGGCGUAGAACAGGAGAUCUACUUCAAAGUCUGCCGGGACAACAGCAUCCUGCCCCCCCUGGACAAGGAGAAAGGAGAGACCCUGCUCAGCCCGCUGGUGAUGUGUGGCCCUCACGGCCUCAAGUUCCUGAAGCCUGUGGAGCUGCGUUUACCUCACUGUGCGUCUAUGACCCCAGAUGGUUGGUCUUUUGCUCUAAAAUCCUCCGACUCCUCGUCGGGUGAUCCCAAGAGUUGGCAGAAUCAGUCUCUCCCUGGAGACCCCAACUACCUGGUGGGGGCCAACUGUGUGUCUGUGCUCAUCGACCACUUCUGAAGAGUGCAACAGCUGGCCUGUUACUGAAUGUGAAACCAUGGGAAAGGAGUGAAAAUAUACAUACAUACAUACAUACAUACAUACAUACAUACAUACAUACAUACAUACAUACAUAUACCAUUUCUCCAGGGGUGGACCAUACACAAUGAUGUAUUUACACCUAGUGCUCCAGCGUUGUUUACUGUGCCCAUGGAAGAUGGAAGGAGACUGAAGUUGCCCCUAUGUGCGGUCCUUUAACUCUUUCCGGGGUCUUGAAGAAAAUACAAAACACACAACAAUUUAACCAGUGAUGGAAUGCAUGCCCUGUGCCACUGAGUAACUCAUCACAUUAUACGCCAAGUUUUAACUUUUAAUUGUUACAUAACAGGAAAAUGGUUUGUGAGGUUUUUACUAUUGAAGUAGAUUGACAUACAUGUAGGUGUAUUUAUACUAUAUAUGCAUACAGUAUAUAUAGUAUAUGGUAUAAAUAUAAUUUUCAAUUCAAUUCUAGAAAACAGAAUUCAAGAAUCAGACUUCAACCUUUUUUGUUACCUUUUGAAUUGGCUGACUUACAAAGACGGUUACGUUUUUCCCACAUUGACGGAUUUGUGACGGUUUUGGAAUUCGGUGCCAGGGAGGUGAGCAGUAAAGUGAUGAUGCUAAUGCAGAGCCACAUUUUCUGAAUGUAUGGCUUUGUGGUAAUGAUUAUGGUGAUAGUGAAGUUGGCAAGCAUCUGCAGAAGAGAAAAUGAAGAUGAGGGUGGAAUACUUUGAGGUGGAUUUAAAGCCCAGCUCAUGCCUCUAACAUGCUCAUCCUGUGACUCGAAUGGCUCUUCCUUCCUUUCCUUUUUUCUUUCUGUAAACUGACCUUGGAUUCACUUUGUAUUGAGUACCAGAAUUCUCCUGCUGUAUCAAGAUCUAUGCAUGUGCUAUGACUCAGGUCCAGAAGCCUGCUCAGUUCUCUCUCACCAUGUUAAAACCCUCUUACAUUAACAAGCAGUGAUGCCUUAUCUGCAUAUUAUUCACUUUUUCAGUAAAAACCUCUGGGUUCUUCUAAGUUAUGAUGAUAAAUUAUGGAAAAAUGAAGUUCUCUUGCCAUUUUGUCAACCCACUGUAUAAAUGAACUUGGGUUUAGCGCACAAGAACAAUUGAAGCUAAUAAAGCUAUGCUUUCUUUAUCUGCUAUGCAUAUGACUUCAGAAGAAAAAUAAAAACAUUACAAAAAAGACAAGUGGCUGUAAAUAAAGUUAGCAUAUGGCCUUGGUUCUUGGUUUGUAAAUGAACUUUUGUAUGUCUUUGUUAUUUUGUAUAAAACUUAGAGAAAACUGUUUUAAAAAAUAAAUGAAUUGACCAUGGUUUACUUUCUAAUCUGGUUAUACCCUUGAGCCUUGGAACUUGUAACUAUUAGCAGUAAUAAAAUCCACAUUUUCUACCAAUAUAUUCACACUACAUAUAAAUAAUAAUUGUCACACAAUAUUUUUAUGGUUAUUUGCAAAAGAGGAAAGUGCUUGGGUUAAACAACUUUUCAAACCUGUUCUUUAAAAGGGUGUGCUCUGUCCCCCUCAUUUAUUUGUGAUACUGGAUGCUGUAUUAUUUUGUGCCCUGAAAUGUAUUUUUGUACUAAUAGACCAUAUAUUACGGCACACCAGUACUAUUUUCUUUAUAUAUGAUAACACAGCUUAAAUUGGAUAUUAGCUCUUCACGUGUGGCUGACCUUUUUUUCUCCUUUGUGACACAAUUUUAAGUAUACCACUGUAUUAAUGAAUAAAAUCAUUUUUAAAGUAAA